AUGUUGGCGCUCCAGGCCGUCAUCGGCCUGGCGCUGCUGCUGCCGCGCGCCGCGUCCGCGCCGGUCGCCAAGCUGCUAACCGCGGCGAGUGGCAACGCGGCCGCCAAGUCGGCGGUGCUGACCGUGGCCGGCGCGGUGGGCGCCAUGACCGUCUCCUCGCUGAUCCAGCUCUAUGGCGUGAUGGAGUCCCUGAAAAAGGGAUCCCAGUACGGGGACAGGGCGCUGGCCCUCAACGUUGAGGAGCUGCGGGCCCUCCUGGCGCUGGUGCUGGGCGUGUCCAACCUGGCGCUGCUGUUCCUGUCGCGCGCCCUGGCCGCGGAGCAGCUGGCGGCCGACAAAGCCAAGCUGAACCUGGAGGUGCUGCAGAGGCAGGCCAAGGGCCUACAAGCCGAGUACACCCGGGCCACGUCCAGCAAGGCGGCCGGCGGCGGCGGUGACGGCGGCGGCGGCGACGAGGCCGCGCGGCUGCGCGGGCAGGUGGACGCGUUGAUUCGCGAGAAGGCGGCUCUGCAGGCGGCGGCGGACGAGGCGGCGGCGGCGAGGAGGGGGGCGCAGGCGCAGGUCGAAGCGAUGAGGGAUCAGAGCAAGGGGCUGGAGCGCGAGUAUGACCGGCUGCUGGCAGAGCACGACCGCCUGCGCCGUGACUACGACCAGGCAACGGGCGGCCGCAUCGGGGGCGGUGGCAAAAAGGCAGAGUGA
This is a messenger RNA of Monoraphidium neglectum, 699 nucleotides long. RefSeq lists its product as hypothetical. The transcript is spliced from 4 exons. Bases 1 to 699 code for a protein of 232 amino acids. The record is from RefSeq and is a predicted model, not a curated record. Gene Ontology annotation, cellular component: endoplasmic reticulum membrane; endoplasmic reticulum. Lineage: Eukaryota; Viridiplantae; Chlorophyta; Chlorophyceae; Sphaeropleales; Selenastraceae. Gene Ontology annotation, biological process: endoplasmic reticulum to Golgi vesicle-mediated transport; intracellular protein transport.